Messenger RNA from Penicillium roqueforti, 345 nucleotides. RefSeq lists its product as uncharacterized. The transcript is spliced from 2 exons. The record is from RefSeq and is a predicted model, not a curated record. Lineage: Eukaryota; Fungi; Ascomycota; Eurotiomycetes; Eurotiales; Aspergillaceae. The coding region runs from base 1 to 345 and encodes 114 amino acids. Gene Ontology annotation, molecular function: transmembrane transporter activity.
AUGACAAUUCAACCGACUAUGAACGCCCCGAGCCAUGAUAUUCAACUGCGUGGCCUAAGUGAUAAUAGUGUGGCGGUCGAUGACAGCAAAGCGAGUGGCAUGGAAGGCGGGGAAGGCAAUGAUACAAGCCUACACGAAGAGAAUCCUACGGAUUCUGAAAUCACUAAAGAAUAUCCCACUGGCCUGAAGUUCUGGCUCAUUAUUCUCACCAUGGCCGCCUUGAUUAUCCUAGGUGGGCUUGACACCAAUAUUGUUGCUACCGCUGUGCCCAGUAUUACCGAUGAGUUCCACACCAUGGCUGACGUUGGCUGGUACUCAUCGGGAUUUAGACUCUUACAAGUAUGA